UGUUAAAAGAAAAGGAAGGCAAGAAGCAGUCAAAACUUCCAAUUCCAGUCCUCCAAAAAAUCAGAUAGCCAAUAGAUAUCGUUUACUCUCCACCGUAUUCUUCGCCUCUCGGUCUUCGGUGUAUAUCUCCUGAACGACCUCCACCGAGGCCAGUUUGUCGUGUCCCUCCAGCACGGCCUUCGUCUUUCUGCUCACCAUUUCCCCUCACCGUACCUCUGGCAUCUUCUCUGGAGACCGGGCUUUCGUUUCCUGCCAUCUGAUAUUGUCUUGGUGGGGAGAUCUCCUUUUCAGUAGAUAGAUACCUAGGCCAAGGGACGACCGAUCGAUUUCCUCUCUCCCUCGUUCACGAUCCAAAUUAAGAACUUUUUUUCUUUUCCGAGUUUCAAAUUCAUUCUCUGCUCUGAGAGAAAAGAGACCGAGAUUUUCGAGGAUCGUUAAGGUUUUGUAAAUCAGAGCCUUUGUUGUUUUUUGUUCUGAAGCCAAUAAAAUUUUCAGAUCAAGAAAAUUGCUGAGACUCCACCAAAGAAUCAAGCCCGUUCCUUUUCUUGGAAAGCCACCCUUUUUCCGUUGAACCAAACACCAAAAUCCUUCCCCAUUCGAUAAAAAUCUCAGCCUUUACUAUCAAUUUCUUGUACCCAUUUUUCUCUGAUGAUAACCAAUUAUGUCUAGCCAACUCAUCCCUCGCCCGCAGUCGUCAAACCGCCGCCAACCGCUCCUAACGACCCAAGCCUUAUCGGGGGGGUCCCGUCUCGCCGAGGUAGCGGGCGGUACCACAGCUGAGUGCGCUGCCGUGUGCUGCUGCUGCCCAUGCGGGCUCGUGAACCUUCUGUACCUGGCCAUCUACAAGUUCCCGGCGGGGCUGUGCCGCACGAUGAGGAAGAAACGCCGGCAACAUCUGGUAAAGAAGGGCCUGCUGCCACCUCGGAGACGCCGGUGCUCGUGCGGGGUCGACGAGACCGGGAAACAGAUUCACCCGGUGGUGGCCGUUGACGGACUAAUGUCGGAGAUGAAGUCGGCGCAGACGGAGGAAUCGGAGAGGGAGGUUAUGAAGCUUGAGAAGGAAAUGUGGGAGAAGUUUUACAGUACUGGGUUUUGGAGAAGUCCUUCCCAGAGGGAGUCGUCCCCUCAACGAUAGAGGAGUGGUCCCUGGCAAAUAAAUGGUUGGGUGGGCUUUGGAUUUUUGUUCUGAUUCGUUUGCUUUGUUACCGCUGGAAGAGCAGAGCAAGUGUGGGAGCUACAAUCCAAGUGAUCCAGUUUCAUUGCGUUCAAAAGGGAAAAUCUUCCUUGCAGCCUGUAGAUUUUUGUGUGCAGUCUUUUGUAUCUAGUCACGACAUGGGGGACCCUAGAUUUGGCUUGCAUACUGCUUUCUUUUAGAAUCAGUUUUAAAUUAUGUGUUCUGGUUCUGGGACGGACAUUCAUUUCAGAUCAAGAAGUGCUGCUGUUUCACAUGAUGACAACUUUAUUGAAGUGGAAUCACAUGUCAAGAAAUCUCCCACCUUUACUGUGUCCUUUAAUGUUGUGAUGUUUGCUUGAACGAUCUUAUUGCGUGUCAGAAGCAGCAUUUGUACUUUUUUUUUUUUUUUUCUAAAACUCCAUUAAAGGGGCCAGUCCUUUCUCAUUCACUGCCUUAUCAUUAAUGGGUCACCAUACAGCAUGGUACAUGUAACACGAUCGCAUUCCCAAGUGGCUUGGAACUGAACUGCAAGUGGUGUUUCUGGUUGCGCAUUUAAAACUGUUCCUUUUAUGUUCCAUUUUUUCACCUCAAAUAACAGAGAAAACUAGUGACAGUUGUA
Messenger RNA from Juglans regia (Persian walnut), 1793 nucleotides. RefSeq lists its product as uncharacterized. The coding region runs from base 662 to 1135 and encodes 157 amino acids. NCBI's taxonomy places the organism in Eukaryota, Viridiplantae, Streptophyta, Magnoliopsida, Fagales, Juglandaceae. The transcript is spliced from 2 exons. The record is from RefSeq and is a predicted model, not a curated record.